UGUACCUGCCACACCACCACUCUCAACGUUCAGAUCGCUAUGGGACUUCUCGCAAUUUCUCUCUCCUCCUCUGCAGCAAAUAACAUAUGACCAUGGAUAGCAAAUGAGAAGCAACAACAAAUAAUAUCCGUCAGAUUUUAUUAGAUUUUUUGCCAUUCUACUGAAAAAUGAAGAUCAUAUUUCUUGUGGUUCACAUUAGCAUGUUGCUACAUGGUGUUUUCUCUGCUCAGGGCCGUUUUGCUCAAAAACUGCUGAAUGACCUAAUGGAGAACUACUCGAAUGCUUUGCGGCCUGUGGAGGACACAGACAAAGCCCUUAACGUCACUCUACAGAUCACACUCUCUCAGAUCAAAGAUAUGGAUGAAAGGAACCAGGUGUUGACCACAUACCUGUGGGUGCGUCAGAUCUGGCAUGACGCUUAUCUGCGCUGGGAUAAAGAUGAGUAUGAUGGACUUGAGGUCAUUCGAAUACCCAGCAACCUUGUUUGGAGACCAGACAUUGUUCUGUACAACAAUGCGGAUGAGGAGGACUCCUCCGGACCCCCGGACACGAAUGUGGUGUUGAGGUAUAAUGGUGAGAUCACUUGGGACUCCCCUGCCAUCACUAAGAGUUCCUGUAAGGUGGACGUCUCUUAUUUCCCCUUUGAUAGUCAGGAGUGCAACCUUACCUUUGGCUCCUGGACCUAUAAUGGCAACCAGGUGGACAUAAGGAUGGGCAUGGAGAGUGGAGACCUUUCAGACUUUGUGGAAAACGUGGAAUGGGAGUGUCACGGCAUGCCGGCCGUUAGGAACGUCAUAAUGUAUGGCUGCUGCUCCGACCCGUACCCUGACAUAACGUACACAGUUCUGCUCAAGCGGCGUUCUUCCUUCUACAUCUUCAAUCUUCUUCUGCCGUGUUUCCUCAUCUCUUUCCUGGCUCCACUGGGUUUCUACCUGCCUGCUGAUUCUGGAGAGAAGGUCUCACUGGGGGUGACGGUUCUGCUGGCUCUGACUGUAUUUCAGCUGAUGGUGGCUGAGAGUAUGCCACCUUCAGAAAGUGUUCCACUAAUCGGAAAAUACUACAUUGCAACAAUGACCAUGAUAACAGCCUCUACAUCUUUGACUAUCUUUAUCAUGAAUAUACACUUCUGUGGAGCAGAAGCCAAACCUGUGCCCCACUGGGCCAAAGUUCUGAUAAUAGAUUACAUGUCGAAGAUCUUCUUUGUGUAUGAGGUAGGGGAGAACUGCACCACUCCUGAAAGCGACCGAGGCCCAUUAUACUCUGAAGACCCACUGGCUAGCCUGGAGAGAGAUGGGUAUUUUGACAAAGGGUUUUAUGGAGACUCUCACCAUGAUGACAGAAACCACAGUCAGUUUAAUGGGUACAGUCACAGAGACCACCGCCAUGGGAAUGGGUACCAUCACAACAACAGUCCCUAUCAACAACAGAGGCAUGGCCAGCAAAGAAGGACCCGCUCAUCUUCAAAUUCCCCUAUCCGACAGAGUGCCCAUCAUCCAAAAUACACACACUACAUUGGUCGAGAUGGAAGCGAAAAGCUCCCACUGACAAGCCAGGAGAAACUCAAAGACAGCGAACUCUCCAUUCCAGAAAAACUUGGAUACACCUACGAUCACGGCAAUGGCUAUCUCAAUGGAGUUGGCUACCACCACGAUAAUAGCUAUGGCAAAACCUUUGGGGCAGAUAGUUACAAUAAGACCACCACUGGCACAGGAUGUGUACGCAUCUGUGACCAACAUCAGAAAGUGGUGCAAAACAUUGAGUACAUAGCUAACUGUUUCAGAGAGCAGAGGGCACACCAGGCCAAAGGGGCUGAGUGGAAGAAGGUUGCCAAGGUAAUGGACAGGUUCUUCAUGUGGGUGUUUUUCAUCAUGGUCUUCCUCAUGAGUAUCCUUGUCCUGGCCAAGGCAACCUAAAGCGUUUACACCUUAAAGAGGCAAUCAGUUGAUUAUAUAUUGGCUAACACUAUGUGUCAAAAGACCAGUUAGUUAAUAAUUGUUCAGUUUUUCAUAAAAUAAUUCCUAUAAUCCUGUACUGGCAAAUGGGCUCAUGUUCUACAUUUAACUUCUGGGUUACAAUUACUGCACAGAUGUUAGUUGUCUGAAUGUCUCGUUUUCUUCCAUUCAAGAAGAUUAUCUGGUUGUAACAGUUAAAGAAAUGGCAUUAAUAUUUCAGGUGUAGACGUGUUCCCACAUGUGUAUAUAGGGUAACACAAUCUUUGUCUGGCAUGGACACACAUUAAUAAUGCACAAUUAACCCUGCACAUGUGCAUGGACAGACAUCCACACUAGCGCAUAUUAAAAAUGCAUAAAUAGACCAGUCUUGAAUGUUGUUCACACACACAGUGCAAAAUUUGCAUCCUGGAACAAUCUUAUCUCAGAGAAUUCUGCAAUUUCUGUAUUUUCUUAUUUCUUUGAUUUGCUGUGCUUGUUCCUUGCUUUGUUCUCUGCCUAAAUUAUACUUUGCAAAUGGUGCU
This is a messenger RNA of Labeo rohita (rohu), 2473 nucleotides long. It is a transcript of the gene chrna9a, whose product is annotated as cholinergic receptor, nicotinic, alpha 9a. The transcript has 6 exons. The record is from RefSeq and is a predicted model, not a curated record. Gene Ontology annotation, biological process: chemical synaptic transmission; nervous system process; regulation of membrane potential. Gene Ontology annotation, molecular function: transmembrane signaling receptor activity; acetylcholine-gated monoatomic cation-selective channel activity. Lineage: Eukaryota; Metazoa; Chordata; Actinopteri; Cypriniformes; Cyprinidae. Gene Ontology annotation, cellular component: postsynaptic membrane; neuron projection; synapse. The coding region runs from base 168 to 1913 and encodes 581 amino acids.